AUGCAUGACCAAACCCCUGUAUCCUCCCACUUCGACGGAGUUGAGGUACCAGGAACAUCUGACAUGGUGGAUGAACACCCGGACGGAGGCCAGAAAGAGGAGUAUCUUUCUGCAUUCGGAGCCCCGUCGGGCAAGCCGAACUACAGCGGCGUUCUAUACGGCCCACGGAGGAUCGCGCCUCUAGACUAUGAGUCUGAGACGCCGCGCCCGCCCGUCUUCUACACCGAGGCCCUGACGGCGCCUCACAACGUCCAGAAGAACUCGCGCCCCGACCCUGCUAUCGCCGAUGUUCAAAAGCCACCUCAUACGACUUCCAUGCCAUACUCGCACAUGGGCGUGUAUCGUGGCCCGGAUAUGUUAGGGUCGUGGAGCGACGGAGAGAUAUCUCCAGCUACAUCCAGCGGCACCCCCAGCGCCGACGAGGAGACGCGGCGCCCUGGGCUGCUGAUGCACGCGCCCACGGCACCACCACCUUACCCCCAGCCGACAGACAUGUUCUCCUGGAUUGAAGCUCAAGGCACCAUGAGGUCACCGUCACCUCCCGGCCCUUUGUCCGCCCCUCUAGACCCGGUACCAGUGGGCGACUAUCCUUCCAGCCUGAUAUCCAUGGAUCGGCCUUAUAAUUGGAUUGAGGACGUGACCGCCGACCAAGCCAUCGAAGCGCAUGGUUUCAAACGCUGCGGAGGCUGCUCCAUCUCCUACCGCGUUACGGAUGGUAAGCGGUGCAGGUGUACUCCGUCUGAGGGCGACGGAGAGCGCCCCAGCAAUCGCUUGGGUUAUUUUACUGCUCCACGCUGAACAUCAUCGUAUCUGACUAAUUGAUGCAUUGUGAUCCAAUACUAUAUCAGCUACAGUAUGUCGAGGUGUAUUCCGGGCAGGCUCUAAGAUACGCUUUCUGUAUGCUAUGCGUGUGCACGUACCAAUGUAUCUAUACAUCACAGAAUUUUCGAGACAGGUGCGAAAUCGUUG
Gloeophyllum trabeum ATCC 11539 is the source of this 969-nucleotide messenger RNA. RefSeq lists its product as uncharacterized. The transcript has a single exon. The record is from RefSeq and is a predicted model, not a curated record. The coding region runs from base 1 to 798 and encodes 265 amino acids. NCBI's taxonomy places the organism in Eukaryota, Fungi, Basidiomycota, Agaricomycetes, Gloeophyllales, Gloeophyllaceae.